UGGAUCGGACGUGUGACGGCAUGCCGCGAUGGCCGACCAGACCGAAUCUGGCGCGCCCCCGGGCUUCACCACGGUCUCCAGUCUCAAAUCCGACCAUUCCACGGAACAGUUGAUAUGUAAAACCCCCCAGAAAGUUAAGAGUGUCAGUUCUAAAAGUGUGGCGAGUGAGAGAAAUGGACGGAGAAGGAUUGUUGUGUUUUUGGGGUUGGGGCAGGUGGUGCUGGGGGCUCUGCUGCUGGGCGCCGGGGCCAUGGCGGUGGUGAAGGGCGCCGCGUUGUCCCGGGUGGGCGCGGGGCUGUGGGCGGGGUGCGCGGCCGUGGUGGCCGGGGUGGUCGGAGUCCUGGCCGGGAUUAACGACUGUUACGGACUGCAUGGGGGACCUGCGGGAGGCGGGCCUCUCCUGACUGCGUUCCUGGCCUUGUCGCUGCUGUGCCUCGCCAGCGGUCACAGCGCGGCCGUGCUGGCUGCCACCGGCCUCCAGCGCGACUCCAGCAGGCAGCCGCCCACGCUCAACACCUUCCAGGAUGAAAUGGAAGCGUGGUCGCCAGUGCUGGCCAACAUCGCCGUGCUGAUCAUCGCGACUGCGCACUGCGUCCUGUGCGCGGUCAGCAUCUACCACGCGGCGCGCAGAGUGUGUCCCUGCUUCAAGGCCAAGCAGGCGUUUGACCACAACCAGUUCGACCCCGGCAAGCCUUUCGUGAUCCAUGUCGAGGAUAAGGAGAAAGUGGGAGAACUGUGCAAGGACCUGGAGGGGAAACUCCAGGCGGACUCCACUGCUGUGAAGAAGAAAAAGGAGACUCCGGAGCCCGCCGGCGAGUUUGGGAGCGCCAACAGCAAGGAGAAGCUGGUGAGCCACUGGCUGGGGCGGCAGACGGGGACUCUGCCCCCGGCCGCGCAGGGGGCGAAGCGCCGCGGCGUCAGGAAGCCGAGGAAGCCUCCGCCGCUGAUGCUGUUACCAGCACACCAUGCCACUACGCUGGGCCGUAUGCCAGUGAGCGUGAUGAUGCCGCCCGCGCCGCGCUACGCCACGCUGCCGCUGCCGCCGCCCGCGCACUAUGCGCACGCGCCGCCACACGCCCCGAUCUACUAUCCAGUGCAUGAUCCUCGCAUGCGCCGCCGACGCUCGCCCCGCUCGCCUCGGCACGAGCGGCGGCGCUCGCACGCUCGGGGCCGCGAGCGGGAUUCCCAGCUCACUCGCUCGCUCGAGCGGAUCCACCGCAAGCGGCGAGCGGAGCGCGAGCGCAUGACAGACGCCGACCUUAAGAGGACAUACACGGGUCUCGAUAGGGCCUACGCCGAGCAGUUCAUAGCAGUGAUCGACGAGACGCGCCACGCAGCCGAACACCACGACUCCCUCACCAGCACCAGUUGUGGAUCUUCUCCAUCACACUCACACGAGGACCUUUAGCUCCUGAUGAGUUCUCUUAAUUAACACGUAAAUUAUAUCCGCCAACGUAGCAGGCACGCGCGACGCCAUUUUUAUCGCGCGAAAAACUUUCGCUGUUUCGCAUUUUAUACAUACAUACAUAUGGUCACGCCCUUGCGGGAUAGACAGAGCCAACAGUCUUGAAAACACUGAAUGGCCACGUUCAGCUAUUGGGCUUAAUGAUAGAAUUGAGAUUCAAAAAGCCCAUCGCCUAAAAAGAAUCUCAAGUUCUUCGCUUUUUAUUAUAACAUGAAACGGGACUGCGAUGGUUAUUUUUCGCGCGAUUAAAAUGAUUAAAUUUAUGUAAUUUCUUUUUGUAAAGGACUACUACAUCUACAAUGUACAGACUACAUCUUCAUAAAUUGUGAAUCCUCAUCAUUAAAGAUAAUUCUAUAGUUGUCUAUAAAAAACAGUAUUCAGUAGAAUUCAACAAGUAAAAAUAAUGAUCACUAUUUCAGUACCUAAAAUGGAAGAGCUAACCCCAAAGUAGGUUCGAGACUUGUGUCUGAUACCUGCUUACACAAUUAUAUUAAAAUACAUAUCCUAGAAUCAUAUUAAGUUUAUAUCAAUUUAAAAAACAAGGCCUUGAAUAAUCUGUCUCCCUGAAUGUUUUAUUCCACUUAAUAGUUAACAUAGCUGCCUCAAUAAUACCUAAUUGCGUUUUUUAAAAGAAAUAUCAUCAAUAGUUCUUCCUAUAUAUUAUUGUUAGCGGCGAUGAUAUAAAAUAUACUGACGCCAUCAUCAUAACUGCUCCUGCAAUCUAAAAUGAUGACUAGCGUAUGUUAUUUUAAAAAUUCCGUUAAGUUUAGAGUCAACCAGUGUCUACGGUUAUAUCUAUUUGCAACAAUGUAAUAUUUUGUAGCUUAUAUUUUAUGUUAGGUUUCAUUAGUUAUGUUACCGAAGCAUAAGUAAUAUGCGACUUAUAGUUAAUAAUAUAUUAAGAAAUUUAAUCCCUCAAAGCAAGUAUAAGUAAAUAAAUGUUAGUUUCGGAAUGACAACAACAAUACAAUUUUUCUUUUUUCUUCUCAAGUAAAGAUUUUGAAAAGAAUUUAUUUUGAAUAAUAAAGAAUCUUUUUAGUAAAUCAAACCUUUGUUUUCAAAAGGUUGAUAACACAAUUUCAUUUUUGCUUUUUUGUAUUAAAUAACUUAUUAUAAUUGAUUUAAAGUCAAUAUUGGUGUUACUGUGGUGCAUUCUAUUUAUUUUAUCAAAUGUGUCACAAUAUAAAGGUUUUAUAAUUCAGUGUUUUAGUUUUAAGUUGUCUUAAUACUCGUAGUUUAGUCGACUAACUGUAAACAUAUCAUACCAAACUAAAUCUAGCUUUACGACACUUUUUAUUGUAAAUAACUCAUAAUAUUUAACUAACCCCACACGAUUUACUAAACUAAAGGUAUUCGAAGAUGAAUGAUGAAAAAUUAUGACAGACAUGUAAGAAAUAUUCGAAAGAGAACCUGUUUAGGCUGGCUAGCUAACUAAUUUCAAUAAAAAAAUGGUUUUUAAAUCUGACUAAAAUACUUACUCCAAACGUACGGUUAUUUAUUGAAAAAUGUAAGUAAGAAGGCCUGUCUGAUUUAUUAUAAUUUUAAAUAAAAUUGAAUCAAACUGUUUAUGAAGGUAUCCCUCUAUAA
Molecule: messenger RNA, 3052 nt
Organism: Amyelois transitella
Lineage: Eukaryota; Metazoa; Arthropoda; Insecta; Lepidoptera; Pyralidae
Exons: 8
Coding region: 29-1408 (459 amino acids)
Source: RefSeq, a predicted model, not a curated record